GAACAACCAGCUCAGCCUCCAGAGCCUUCUUCAGGGGAGGUGGAACCUUCGCCAACUCAACAGGAACAGCCAGCUCAACCUCCAGAGCAUCAUGAAAUGACAGUUUCACCUCCAAGUCACCCUCAGGCUCAGCAUUCAGACUUAUCCGUUCGCCAAGGACCCCCAAUUCAACCACCGUACCCCGAGGUGACAUUUCCAAAUCCAGAGCAAGUUCAGGCUCGCCACCCAACCUUGAUUGAGGUCACAAUUCAACCAUUGGACCUUGGACUGACCAGAAGGCCAGAACCCACUAAGGAGGACGAACCUUCUCCAGUCAUGCAGGAGACCUUAACCCAGCCUGCAGAACCACCUCAGGAGGUUUUUGUAGCUCAGCCUCCAGUAUAUCACAAUCCAAUAGUUCCAACACCGCAUCAGGAUCACACUGAGCCUCCAACAUCACCCAGUAUCACA
Aethalodelphis obliquidens (Pacific white-sided dolphin) is the source of this 450-nucleotide messenger RNA. RefSeq names its product leucine-rich repeat-containing protein 37B-like. The transcript is spliced from 2 exons. The record is from RefSeq and is a predicted model, not a curated record. Lineage: Eukaryota; Metazoa; Chordata; Mammalia; Artiodactyla; Delphinidae. The annotation marks the transcript as partial.